CUCUUUUCAUCACAUGAUUAAAAAGUUUUUUUUUAUACUUUGGUAAUGUUUCUAUCAAAAUACUUUAUAAUCUGUGGCACUGGAAGUCAAACGUCAAAAACCAAUUUUCGCUGUGUAUCUUCCCAUGUAACGAGUUUUUGAUAAUUAUUAUUUUUCGUUUUAUUUGGUUUGUGUAGAAUUUAAUGUAAAUAUUAAAUCUUUACAUUUGCAACAUGAUUGAGGAAAAUAUAACAGUGAGCGAUAACUCAGAUUUAGAGGAUGGCGGAAAUCCAGAACUUCGCGGAUACUUGAGUAAAUGGACAAAUUACAUUCACGGUUGGCAGGACAGGUUUAUUGUUUUGAAGGAUUCUACUUUAUCGUACUACAAGAGUGAGUUGGAGAGUAAUCUUGGAUGCCGUGGUGCCUUAUGUUUGAAGAAAGCCAAAGUCAAGCCUCAUGAAUUUGAUGACUGCAGAUUUGAUGUGUCAGUAAAUGAUUGUGUCUGGUACUUGAGAGCUACUAAUCCUGAAGAAAAACAGCAGUGGAUUGAUGUUUUGGAAUCAUUCAAAGUGGACAAUAAUGUUAAUAAUAAAAACAUAAACAACAUCACAAUAAGAAUAGCAAGACAACCAACAGAUCAAGUGGAAUCAGGAUAUGGGACCAGCUCAGACAGCAGUUCAAAUGGAGGAGGCUUGCGAAGACAUGGAUCUGUUACUUCCUUGCAGUCGACUGGCUCUCAUGGCCGUACCACUCGUCGUCUCGCCGAGAAGAUCGCAGAACUGGACACAUAUAACGAGCUGCUUUCGAAGCAAGCCACCCAGCUGCAACAGUACUUCGACAUGUGCGUUGCGGCUUACCCACAGAUCAACGAUGAUGCCUCCGAAGCCAUUGAUGCUGUUAAAUUGGCUGAUGGUAACGACCUAAGCUCGCACGUGGGCGAGGUGCGAGCAACAAGUGCUUCAUUCCGGGCAACAUGUGGCGCCACUAUCGCUACACUGCAACACUGCGCUGAACUGCUCCGGCGCAGGGAAAAACAAGCCCGACAGGCUGAAGAGCUGUACAUGGCUUUGAAGAAUCAGCUGGCAGAAGCAAGGUUGGCUUCGAAACCAGGGCCAGACCAUGAGGAGGGUCCUCACUCCACGUUGCCAGACGACGAGUUCUACGAUGCAGUGGAGACAGGGUUCGACAAGAUGGAGGAGGAGCGGUGUGCACGUGUGGUGCCACCUAGCGUCCACACGCGGGACCAGGUCGAGUUGCCUCCGCCAGCCAUUGACAACAGACUUACCGUACAUCCUUUGUGGCCAGAGAUCGACAGGAUAUCAACGGAACAGAUUCAAGCCGCGUUUGAAGGUGUGGGUGGUGAGAUAGGAUGGCAGUUGUUCGCUGAGGAGGGCGACAUGAGGAUGUACAGGAGGUACGUGGAAACCGAUAGUCAGAGUGGGGAGAUGGAGGUGGACGGUAUGGUGACAGACCCGCUGAAGGCGAUGCACAAAGUACGCGGCGUCACUGCCCGCGAGAUGUGCCACUACUUCUUCAACCCACGUUACCGAUAUGAGUGGGAGACGACUCUGGAGACGAUGACAAUAGUGGAGGAGAUAGCGUCAGACUCGCUGGUGUUCCACCAGACCUUCAAGCGGAUCUGGCCCGCCUCGCAGCGAGACGCACUGUUCUGGUCACACGUUAGGCAGUCCAGCGAGAACACAUACGCUGUCACCAACCAUUCCACCACCAAUGCUGAUUAUCCGGCUAACAACGGCGCCUGUAUCCGCUUGUUCGUGACAGUGUGCCUGGCGUGCCACACCACGUACCCGGCCGGGGAGCAACCCACCCGCGACAAUAUCACCACCAGCAUCGCUUACUGCAGCACAGUAAACCCAGGUGGUUGGGCACCGGCCGGCGUCCUCCGCGCAGUGUAUAAGCGAGAGUAUCCAAAAUUCUUGAAGCGGUUCACCAACUACGUUGUAGAGCAGUGCCGCGACAAACCCAUCGCCAUCUAGCGGCGUCCCCACGCAACACGUCGCAGCAGGUGACCGAUCGAUAUACAACAUGUACCCGCACUACUAAGCGUACCUUCGAUAUAAUAUUUAUACUUCUCAGACAUACGCCUGAUUCUUUAUAUCUGCAAGUCAGGGAUACGUCAACUGAGAACUAUUUAAUGCGAAGUGUAGUGCUAUUAGACGUUAAAUAGGUGUUAUAUAAUAUUAAAGGUUUUAUUCAGGGUGGAGUUUGGAUUCCCGUUAAAUACUUUCUUCGCGAUGUCGGUGCGUCCCGGUAUGAUUAUCACACAAAACUUUUAUAACACCAUGAAACCAGACUCGGAUAAUGCAGUUCGAAAUAGAUUCUUUUUUACUGAGACGAGAGAGAUAACGCUAUACGUCAGCUGUGCGUUAGACAGAGAGCAAACGUCGUGUCCGCCUGUACUUGUGUGUAAAAAGAAAUUGAAAUACAAUCGUGCUGUAUAAGUUGUCGUCGCUAAACUUGUGUAUGAUCAAAAUAUUAUUAUCGGUGUUCAAAUAAAUGUUUAAUUUAUCAACGUUAUUACUGUCUAUAUUAUUACGUAGGACACUUAUAAUCGACAAUAAUUCAAUGUCGAAUGUACAGUUCUAAUUUCAAAAUUGUAAAUUGUACUUUAAUGAGUAAUUUAAAUUUAGAACACGUUGUAUAAUAUAUGUACCUACUAUGUCGUCGGGUGUUAUAUUAUUAAAUAAAUUAUACAAAAUAAUUCAACGUAAAUGUAUUCGUCAUUAAUGAGUAUAUAAAUAUUAUUUCAAAACGAUCUUGUGGGGGAUAUUUGUAAAGCACUUUUGACUGCUAUUAGUUCGUUUAUUUCUCUUCGAUUUUUAAAUAACACGGUAUUGGUAAGGCUGUACACUUAAAUGUAGCUGAGUAUUGAAGCUUUUAUUGUGGAAAUAUAUGAGAGAAAUUACUUCGACUGUAUAUUUAUAGUGUACUGCAUUAAUUAAAAUAGGCUUGAAUUAUUAGAACUGAAACUAAGGGUGUAAAACUCAAGCUUAGUUUUUUUAUUACCGACUGCUGUUAAAAUUGUCUUUGUAAAUACAAAUGCGUCGGGUGUGUACUGUGGUUAAAAUAACUCUUCAAUUCAGGAAUCUCUAAAGCAAAAUUUCAUUUUAAUGCGCGUACAAGUACCUGACGCAGAGCCACGCCGAAAUAAACCUUAUGGCUGAACAAUGUUAUACUAAUUAUUGAAAAGAUUUUAUAGCAAGCAUGUUUUUGUGUACGAAAGAAAUGUUUAGUACUUAUCUUUUAUAGAAGGACUGGAAUGUUUCUGAUGAUGAGGGUAAAUAUUCAAGGAUGGUGAUAGUCUGAUGUGUUCAGUUAGAUAGUUCGCGAAAGAAAACACGUACUUUUGCACUUUCUGGGCUGUGAACUAGGGAAAACGAAUAGAAUACUUUAAAAUCCACAGUUAUUAAGGUGCCAAGUCCUUUGAACGCGUCUUUGUUCCGUUUUCUCGAGAUCACGGCCCCAAAUCCAUUUCAUGUACAGGGUGGAACUAAUUAAUUAGUAGUUCUUAAUAUAUCAAUUACGUUAUCUCAGUUUUUGACCAAAUAAAUUAAUAUUCAUUUCGCUUAUUGAUAAUGUGACGGAAUUUUAUUUUAAUCUUUCAUUAAUUUCCCGGUGUUGACAUUUUAAAAUUGGUAAUUUAUGAUUAUUUUUUGUAGAUGUAACUGUAUUGUUUGUUUGGUCAAAACUUUUGUUUGUGCACAUAAACGAAUUACCUACGACGGUAUGGCUCGCGUCGUACCGUCCGUUAUUUUAAUUACUCGUAUUCAGACUUCCAUUCCAACUUUGUAUCGAAUAUCUCAUUUUGUAUACAUUUUAAAUUAGUUUUAAAUAAUGGUUACUUGGAUGAACUUCAAAUAUAUAGUAAUAAUGUACAGAAUUUCACGUUUUUGUCUCAAAGUUUAUAUAUAAUUUGCUGUUAUGUGAUGUUAACUGCUAACUUUUUUGUUCGACGUAGUAAAAAAGUUCACAGUGACCUCACGUCACUUGGUAAAAGUUAAACGUGGGAAGUGUAAGGGAAUUGCAUUUAUAAUACCGCAAUGUUGCAAUUGUAUUAAGUUAUAUGAAAUAUGUUUUUUUUAAUAAUUAUUGUUUAUAAUAAAAUGUUUUAUGGACA
Messenger RNA from Spodoptera exigua (beet armyworm), 4117 nucleotides. NCBI's taxonomy places the organism in Eukaryota, Metazoa, Arthropoda, Insecta, Lepidoptera, Noctuidae. The record is from the annotation of a GenBank genome assembly.